AUGCCCGAGAACGGCUCCUUCGCCAACUGCUGCGAGGCGGGCGGCCGGGCGGUGCGCCCAGGCUGGGCAGGGGCAGGUGGCGCGCGGCCCUCCGGGACCCCCAGGCCUCCGUGGGUGGCGCCCGCGCUGUCCGCGGUGCUCAUCGUCACCACCGCGGUGGACAUCGUGGGCAACCUCCUGGUCAUCCUCUCUGUGCUCGGGAACCGCAAGCUCCGGAACGCAGGUAAUUUGUUCUUGGUGAGUCUGGCGUUGGCUGACCUGGUGGUGGCCUUGUACCCCUAUCCACUAAUCCUCAUGGCCAUCUUCCACGACGGCUGGCCCAUGGGGGAGGUGCACUGCAAGGCCAGCGCCUUUGUGAUGGGCCUUAGCGUCAUCAGCUCCGUCUUCAACAUCACUGCCAUUGCCAUUAACCGCUACUGCUACAUCUGCCACAGCGUGGCCUACCACCGCAUCUACCGUAACUGGCACACCCCCCUCUACAUCGGCCUCGUCUGGCUCCUCACCCUGGUGGCCAUAGUGCCCAACUUCUUUGUGGGGUCCCUGCAGUACGACCCGCGCAUCUACUCCUGCACCUUCAUCCAGACAGUCAGCGCCCAGUACACGGUGGCGGUGGUGGCCAUCCACUUCCUCCUCCCCAUCACCGUCGUGUGCUUCUGUUACCUGCGCAUCUGGGUGCUGGUGCUCCGGGCCCGCAGCAAGGUCAAGUCGGAGAACAGGCUGUGCCCGAGGUCCAGCAACAUCCGGAGCUUCCUGACCAUGUUCGUGGUGUUUGUGAUCUUUGCCAUCUGCUGGGCGCCGCUGAACUUCAUCGGACUCGCUGUGGCCAUCGACCCAGAAGAAGUGGCUCCCCAGGUCCCAGAGGGGCUCUUUGUCGCUAGCUACUUCCUAGCUUAUUUCAACAGCUGCCUUAAUGCCAUCAUCUAUGGGCUCCUGAACCAGAACUUCCGCAGGGAAUACAAGAGGAUCGUCUCUGCCCUCUGGAACCCGCGGCGCUGCUUGCAGGACUCCUCCAAGAGCAGCCAGGCUGAGGGGCCAGAGAGCCAAGCUCUCCCCGUUGUUCACACCCAGCCCCCCGUCCAGGCAGGUGCCCUCUAGCCUGAUCCCCAGCCGGGCAGCCGACUGGUGAAAUGGUGGGAGUGAGGCUGCUCCAGGGUGAGAUCUGGCCUCCUGCUUGCAUGACAGCACCUGGCUUGCAGAACUUCAUCCUGUGGACAGGAAGCCUGGCAGCAGGCCUGGUUCAGGCUGGUCAGGGGUCGCCUGCAGUUACUGGGGGCCACGUCCCUGUCGGCACAGCUCUGGAUCUAGUAUUUGCACUCUCAGGGAGCACUGGGGGCUUGGUGUGUGCAAAGACCAAGGAAGGAACAGAAUGAGGAAAGACCUGGGGUGGAAGAGGCCAAUUCCUCCCCAUGGACUGUCCCCCUGGUCCUCCUGCUUUCUCUCUAUCCCCCGAUUGGCAGCAGGAGUGGAGAGCUUCUCUGAUAGCAAAGAUGGAAGAGUGAGAUCUGCAGUGCAGGAAGGUUUUGGUGAUAAUCCAGGAGCCGAAAGAAUGGAGGUGCAGAGGGAAAACCCAAGGCAUCGGGCAUGUACAUAAUCACAUGGGAUGGUCUCAUGCUGUGGACCCUGAUUUUUAAAUAGAGUCGAUUUUGCUGCCGUAGUGUGGGAACUCUGUUCACCCUCUACCUCCCUGACUUUGGACAACCUGGUCAGGGUGCCGCCUUGCAGCCUUUCUCCGUGUUAGUUUGUUGGGGCUGGCAUGAGAAAAGUACCACGCGGUGCGGUGAGUGGCUUCAUCCCGAGAAAGCCUUCUUCCCUUCAAAAUAUUAGAGGUUACUGUUGAACAGAAUCUCACUAAAGCUGCCACAGAGACGAGACCCAGGCAACUACAGGUUAGAUUGAAGCAGACCACCUUCCCCGCUCUGGAAGCCGGACGGAACGGAUAUGCCCUUCGCUGAGGAGAAGUGAUUUUUACUGUAUUUUAACUCUUCUUUUCACAAAGUGGCUGGCAUACCAAAAAAAAAAAAAAAAUUAUGAAAAGAGGGAAGGAAAUUAGACCCCCAGACAAGAAAAGAAUCAUU
This is a messenger RNA of Camelus dromedarius (Arabian camel), 2075 nucleotides long. It is a transcript of the gene MTNR1B, whose product is annotated as melatonin receptor 1B. Bases 1 to 1095 code for a protein of 364 amino acids. Gene Ontology annotation, biological process: G protein-coupled receptor signaling pathway. The record is from RefSeq and is a predicted model, not a curated record. NCBI's taxonomy places the organism in Eukaryota, Metazoa, Chordata, Mammalia, Artiodactyla, Camelidae. Gene Ontology annotation, molecular function: melatonin receptor activity. The transcript is spliced from 3 exons. Gene Ontology annotation, cellular component: plasma membrane.